Messenger RNA from Cladophialophora yegresii CBS 114405, 597 nucleotides. RefSeq lists its product as uncharacterized. The transcript has 2 exons. Lineage: Eukaryota; Fungi; Ascomycota; Eurotiomycetes; Chaetothyriales; Herpotrichiellaceae. The record is from RefSeq and is a predicted model, not a curated record. Bases 1 to 597 code for a protein of 198 amino acids.
AUGUCCACCGUCCCAUCCAGUUUGGCCUUUCUCUCCUGGGGCACCACCACGGGUCUUGUCUACACCGCCGCAACAAGCGGUGUCGUUGCUUGGCUGAGCUACACUGGCAACGAGCUCACUCCGGUGGGCCAGCUUGAUCCCACGCAAUACCAAGUGGAAAAUGCCAUUCUGAUCAACAAAAAGGUCACCGUCGAGGCUCAUCCUGGCAAGGUUGCAGCAUUUCAUUACUUUGAGCCAUCAGGCCUCCCUGGACAGGAUUUAUACCAAAUUCGCUUAUUCUACAUCCAGAAAACACUGCCGUCAGACGCCCCUGGCGUCGCAAAUCAAAUCAGGCUAGUCUGUUAUACUCAGACCGUCACUGACUUCAAGGGAGGGAAAAAGUCCGAUUGGUAUCGAUCUCCGACUUUCGAUGACAAAAAGCUCAUCGCCACCGCGGACUCGCCACUCACCGUGGCGUACGAUCUUAAUAUUGGAAUUGUCAGACUCUACUACAAGAAAUCUGGCGAGAACAAGCUGCGGGUUGUCUUCACCAAAGGCAAGCCCGAUUCGAAGGGGCAAGAUACGUGGAUCGAGAGGGUGGCUGCUGAUAAGUUUUGA